AUGUUGGGAUUGGGUUUAUGCGAAGCCAAAUCUUGUUACUACUUUCUCAUCAUUUCUUCUAAAUCUAAGAAAUUUUCAACUUAAUAAUAUUUUGUAAAAUUAUUAUCAGAAUAAAAAGAACUCAACAGGAUAGAAAUGAUAAAAAAAAAAUUAGAUGGCCAGAGCAAUUGUAUGAAUUCAUUAUACUAUGUGAUAUAGUAUCCAGUAGUUAUGAUAACUCAAUCAGAUUAUGGGAUGUUAAAACAGGAUAAUAAAAAGCCAAAUUAGAUGGUCAUAAAAAUUAUGUAUAAUCAGUAUGCUUCUCACCAGAUGGAUUUACUUUAGCAUCUGGUAGUGGUGUUUAGUCAAUCAGAUUAUGGGAUGUUAAAACAGGAUAAUAAAAAGCCAAAUUAGAUGGUCAUGAAAAUUAUGUAUAAUCAGUAUGCUUCUCACCAGAUGGAUUUACUUUAGCAUCUGGUAGUGGUGUUUAGUCAAUCAGAUUAUGGGAUGUUAAAACAGGAUAAUAAAAAGCCAAAUUAGAUGGUCAUGAAAAUUAUGUAUAAUCAGUAUGCUUCUCACCAGAUGGAUUUACUUUAGCAUCUGGUAGUGGUGUUUAGUCAAUCAGAUUAUGGGAUGUUAAAACAGGAUAAUAAAAAGCCAAAUUAGAUGGUCAUGAAAAUUAUGUAUAAUCAGUAUGCUUCUCACCAGAUGGAUUUACUUUAGCAUCUGGUAGUGGUGUUUAGUCAAUCAGAUUAUGGGAUGUUAAAACAGGAUAAUAAAAAGCCAAAUUAGAUGGUCAUGAAAAUUAUGUAUAAUCAGUAUGCUUCUCACCAGAUGGAUUUACUUUAGCAUCUGGUAGUGGUGUUUAGUCAAUCAGAUUAUGGGAUGUUAAAACAGGAUAAUAAAAAGCCAAAUUAGAUGGUCAUGAAAAUUAUGUAUAAUCAGUAUGCUUCUCACCAGAUGGAUUUACUUUAGCAUCUGGUAGUGGUGUUUAGUCAAUCAGAUUAUGGGAUGUUAAAACAGGAUAAUAAAAAGCCAAAUUAGAUGGUCAUGAAAAUUAUGUAUAAUCAGUAUGCUUCUCACCAGAUGGAUUUACUUUAGCAUCUGGUAGUGGUGUUUAGUCAAUCAGAUUAUGGGAUGUUAAAACAGGAUAAUAAAAAGCCAAAUUAGAUGGUCAUGAAAAUNGA
Molecule: messenger RNA, 1166 nt
Organism: Paramecium sonneborni
Lineage: Eukaryota; Ciliophora; Oligohymenophorea; Peniculida; Parameciidae
Source: the annotation of a GenBank genome assembly